AUGAGACUCUUCUCCCUUUCUGUCAUUCCAGCUCUUCCUGAGUCUACCUCGAGCCAUGUUCCCCCGCAGAGCACAGCCUCAGGGCAACAGGAACUGGGAGCGGGAGAAAGCGUGAACGGCAAAAGUAGCAGCUCAAAGAAGGAAACCCCACAGCUGGGGCUCAGACCCCCAAGGACAGGGUACCACCUGGCUGACACUGGUAUCACAGAAUGGCUCUCAGCCAUAGAUCAGCAAACAAGUGCUGGCGAGGGUGUGGGGAAAGGGAGACCCGGUGCCGGCGAGGGCGUGGGGAAAGGGGGACCCGGUGCCGGCGAGGGCGUGGGGAAAGGGGGACCCGGUGCCGGCGAGGGCGUGGGGAAAGGGGGACCCGGUGCCGGCGAGGGCGUGGGGAAAGGGGGACCCGGUGCCGGCGAGGGCGUGGGGAAAGGGGGACCCGGUGCCGGCGAGGGCGUGGGGAAAGGGGGACCCGGUGCCGGCGAGGGCGUGGGGAAAGGGGGACCCGGUGCCGGCGAGGGCGUGGGGAAAGGGGGACCCGGUGCCGGCGAGGGCGUGGGGAAAGGGGGACCCGGUGCCGGCGAGGGCGUGGGGAAAGGGGGACCCGGUGCCGGCGAGGGCGUGGGGAAAGGGGGACCCGGUGCCGGCGAGGGCGUGGGGAAAGGGGGACCCGGUGCCGGCGAGGGCGUGGGGAAAGGGGGACCCGGUGCCGGCGAGGGCGUGGGGAAAGGGGGACCCGGUGCCGGCGAGGGCGUGGGGAAAGGGGGACCCGGUGCCGGCGAGGGCGUGGGGAAAGGGGGACCCGGUGCCGGCGAGGGCGUGGGGAAAGGGGGACCCGGUGCCGGCGAGGGCGUGGGGAAAGGGGGACCCGGUGCCGGCGAGGGCGUGGGGAAAGGGGGACCCGGUGCCGGCGAGGGCGUGGGGAAAGGGGGACCCGCUGCAGCUCAAAGGACUCGGGAGAGUUUCAGCCGUCGUAUGGACUGGCCUGGCACGGCGGGGGCAGAGGGCGCCAUCAGUCCCGCGUCUCUGCUCUGCGCGGAAAACCGAGCGCGGGGGAGCAAAGGGGUCCGCCCAUGCGGCACUGCUGCUUGGGACCGUCUCGGGGCCUUCCCUUCCCACUCCGCUGCUCAGUCACUUCCUCGGCCUGUGGGCCUCGGGCUUGGGCGCUCGAGGAGCAUUGGAGUGCUCCUUCCUUCCCACGUGGAGGGGGUGGCGCCUGAAACACCUGGAAACGAACCCCGCAGCUUAACAGUGAGACUGCAGCACCCCCGGCCGCAGGGCCUGUCUGCAGCGCGAGGCGCGCUCAGCUGCGAACCCCUGGCCCGACCGGGUCCCUAA
Molecule: messenger RNA, 1332 nt
Organism: Miniopterus natalensis
Lineage: Eukaryota; Metazoa; Chordata; Mammalia; Chiroptera; Miniopteridae
Source: RefSeq, a predicted model, not a curated record